Molecule: messenger RNA, 1584 nt
Organism: Salvia splendens (bonfire salvia)
Lineage: Eukaryota; Viridiplantae; Streptophyta; Magnoliopsida; Lamiales; Lamiaceae
Product: putative late blight resistance protein homolog R1A-3
Exons: 3
Coding region: 1-1584 (527 amino acids)
Molecular function (GO): ADP binding
Source: RefSeq, a predicted model, not a curated record
AUGGAUAUGCGGCUCAUGGACAAGGAUGAAAGUUGGGAUCUUCUUCGUGAGAAGGUGUUUGCUAUGAUGGUGCCUUGCUCGUUCCAGCUUGAGGAGGCUGGAAGGAAGAUUGCAGAGAAAUGUGAUGGCCUUCCUCUUACAAUCAUCAAAGUGGCUCAUCUCCUAUCAGGAUCAGAGAAGACCGUGGAGUACUGGAACGAGAUGUGCCUUUUGUAUAUGGGAGUUUUCCCUAAAAAUGCUGAGAUUCCCGCAUCCAAGGUUGUAAACAUGUGGCUUGCUGAGGGAUUACUUGAACAGAAUAAGGCUAAAUCUGUAAAGAAGCAUGCUCUCAAAUAUUUGGAUGAGCUUGCUUCAAGUAGUGUUAUGGUUUACAAAAGGAGCACUAGAAGUUCCUCUGUGAUGUCCAUUGCUAAGAAAGGGAUCAAGCAUUGUGGCCUCCAUUCUUCGUGGUGGCACCUCUGUCAACACGAAGCUAGGAAGAACAACUUUUUCUGCGUACUCGACAGUAUGGAAGACAGUUCAGAGGAAAGUAUAAAGGGUCAGAGAAGGUUGUGCAUUCACAAGAACAUCCUACUUUGUAUCAAAGAGGUAUACGAUUCAGUAGAGGAUAACUUGCCAAUAUGUUCUGCUUUGAGAAAGCUUGAGGUGCUUGAUGCUCUCAAGAUUCGUUUCUAUGAGUUCCCAUCACAAGUAGUGGAACUAGUCGAGUUGAACUACCUUGCUCUCGUGUACGAUGGGGAGAUCCCUCCUUCCAUAUCCAAACUUCAGAGACUUCAGUUCUUGAUUGUUUGUCCACACCAGCACAUCAGAUCAGGUGGAGCUGCGUUGUAUCUGCCUCGAGACAAAUGGGAUAUCGAAAAACUUAGGCAUCUUCAUGUCAUGGGAAGCGAUCUACCUGAUUUAUGGGGCACCCCGUUGGCAAACCUCACGACGCUUUUGGAUGUGAGUGCUCGUAGCUGUAGAAGAGGUGUUUUUGAAAGAAUCCAAAAUUUAACAAAGUUAGGGAUUCGAAUCGAAUUACCACCUGAUCAUUGUGAUGAGCCUCUGAGUUACUUUGAUCAUGUUUCUAUUCUCAAAAAUUUGAUGUCACUUAAAUGUGUGGUAGUGAAUCCUGAACUUAGGUCUGAGUUAGUUCAUCCUCCUACACUACCAAAUCUCCCAAUAUACCUAAAAAAGUUGGCACUGAGUGGGAUGGGGUAUCCAUGGUCAGAAAUGAGCAAGAUUGCUUCUUUAGAAAAGCUGAAAGUGCUCAAGCUGCGAUGCAAUGCAUUUCAAGGUCCAAAGUGGGAAGUCGAGGAGAAGACGUUUCCAGCGCUCGAAUAUCUUCUGAUGGAAGACUGUGAUCUGGAGCACUGGAAAGUCGAAAGUGGAAGCUUUGAAAGGCUGGAGCAUCCAAGUAUAAAGCACUGCUACAAUUUAAGGGAGCUCGAUUGGGAAUGCGAUGAUAAUAUUUCGAUGAUCGAAGUAGACAACUGCGACCUUAUGGUUGAAAAGCAGAUAAAAGAGGCAAACUGGGGAAGGGGAAUGUUAGCCUUGGAUUUCACUAUGCAUUGUUCUUGGAAUGAUGGGAAGCAUAAGCCAUGA